AUGGGGGAGAACACCAGCCCCAUCAGUGUGAUCCUGGUCAGUUCAGGGAGCAGGGGCAAUAAGUUACUAUUCAGGUACCCAUUUCAGAGAAACCAGGAACACCCUGCAUCCCAGACAAAUAAGCCACGUAGCCGAUAUGCUGUUAACAACACAGGAGACAAUACAGAUGACCAAGAUGGGGACUCCAGCGAGCAAUGUCCUCUAACUGAUGAACAAUUGGUUGCAGGAUUUUCAGAUGUUAUUCUGGCAACGAUCUUGGCAACUAAGUCUGACAUGUGUGGUCAGAAAUUUGAGCUGAAGAUUGAUAAUGUGCGAUUUGUGGGUCACCCCACACUUCUGCAGCAUGCCCUGGGACAGGUAUCCAAAACAGAUCCAUCUCCAAAAAGAGAGAUGCCUACAAUGAUUCUCUUUAAUGUGGUAUUUGCAUUAAGGGCCAAUGCAGACCCUUCUGUGAUAAACUGCCUGCAUAAUCUGUCCCGUCGAAUUGCCAUUGUGCUUCAGCAUGAAGAGAGGCGCUGCCAGUACCUGACUAGGGAGGCCAAGCUGAUCUUAGCCAUUCAGGAUGAAGUAUCUGCUAUGUCUGACAGUGAAGAGGGCCCACAGUCUCCGUUUCAUCAUAUUCUUCCGAAGUGUAAGUUGGCCAGGGACCUCAAGGAGGCUUAUGACAGCCUCUGUACCACUGGUGUGGUACGGUUACACAUCAACAAUUGGCUGGAAGUGAGCUUCUGCCUGCCUCAUAAAAUCCAUUAUGUUGCAACAAAUUUUAUACCUCCUGAAGCCAUUGAAAGAAGCCUGAAAGCUAUCCGGCCUUAUCAUGCUUUAUUGCUACUCAAUGAUGAGAAGUCCCUACUCAAUGAACUCCCACUAGACUGUUCCCCUGCCCUUGUGAGAGUGAUUAAGACCACCUCUGCUGUGAAGAAUCUGCAGCAGCUCGCUCAGGAUGCUGAUCUGGCUCUGCUGCAGGUUUUCCAGCUUGCGGCCCACUUGGUAUACUGGGGCAAGGCCAUUAUCAUCUACCCACUGUGUGAGAACAACGUCUAUAUGCUGUCCCCCAAUGCCAGUGUGUGCCUAUAUUCUCCACUGGCUGAUCAGUUUUCUCGGCAGUUCCCUGCUCACGAUUUGCCGUCUGUUCUUGCCAAAUUCUCAUUGCCAGUUUCCCUAUCAGAAUUCAAGAAUCCUCUUGCUCCACCAGUGCAGGAAACACAACUCAUCCAGAUGGUGAUUUGGAUGCUUCAGCACAGGCUUCUGAUCCAACUACACACAUAUGUUUGCCUGAUGGUGCCCCCCAACGAAGAAGAGAAUCGAACACGAGAGGAUGACGUCCCCUUCACUGCCCGCGUAGGAGGCAGAAGCCUCAGCACACCCAAUGCCUUGAGCUUUGGCUCACCAACCAGCAGUGAUGACAUGACCCUCACCAGCCCCAGCAUGGAGAACUCCAGCGCUGAGCUGCUCCCCAGUGGAGACUCUCCACUGAAUAAGAGGAUGACGGAGAAUCUGUUGGCCAGCUUGUCAGAGCAUGAGAGGGAAGCCAUCCUCAACGUCCCUGCUGCUCAAAACCCUGAAGACCUCCGUAUGUUUGCCAGGCUUUUACAUUAUUUUCGGGGUCGUCAUCACUUGGAAGAAAUUAUGUACAAUGAAAACAUGCGACGAUCCCAACUGCUGAUGCUCUUUGACAAGUUCCGAAGUGUGCUGGUGGUCACCAACCACGAGGACCCAAUUAUUUCAGUUUUCCAGUCACUUCUAAAAUGAGAAGUAUUU
Messenger RNA from Gracilinanus agilis (Agile Gracile Mouse Opossum), 1758 nucleotides. RefSeq names its product NPR3 like, GATOR1 complex subunit (gene NPRL3). The transcript is spliced from 15 exons. NCBI's taxonomy places the organism in Eukaryota, Metazoa, Chordata, Mammalia, Didelphimorphia, Didelphidae. Gene Ontology annotation, cellular component: GATOR1 complex. Gene Ontology annotation, biological process: positive regulation of autophagy; negative regulation of TORC1 signaling; TORC1 signaling. The coding region runs from base 1 to 1749 and encodes 582 amino acids. The record is from RefSeq and is a predicted model, not a curated record.